Podarcis muralis (Common wall lizard) is the source of this 1929-nucleotide messenger RNA. Its product is annotated as autocrine proliferation repressor protein A-like. NCBI's taxonomy places the organism in Eukaryota, Metazoa, Chordata, Lepidosauria, Squamata, Lacertidae. The record is from RefSeq and is a predicted model, not a curated record.
AACCCAAUUUGGUGGCAUGAGCUGAUCAUCGUUGUGUCAAAGGAACGAAAAAUGAAUAACUCGUGUUUCCUGAUGCUUGGGAUAGGAAGAAAUGAUGACCUGUCUAGUAAACGAGAUUUGAGUGUUGAUGACCUUGUCAAUAUAGCAAAAUCAUCUGGGUCCUGUGCGGCACUUUUGGGGCAGAUUGGAAACCAGCCAAUCACCUACAAGACAAUCCCUUUGCAAAUGUGCAAGAACAGCAUUGAAAAUGCUGCACUUGUUUGUUCGUGGUGGAAGUUCAUGAACGACGAGAGUGAGCCGCCACAUGUGCUGAUUCAGUUUCCAAUGGUGAAGGCAGCUGUGCGUGGCAUGGACACCGUAGCAGAUUUUCUGCUGAAAGAAUCCGGUGGAAUGAUGAAUAUCACAAAGUUCACAGUGGCUGGUCUUUCCAAGCGUGGCUGGGCCACCUGGCUGGUAGCAGCUGUGGACAAGAGAGUUGAGUCAUUUAUUCCAAUUAUCUAUGAUCUUUUGAAUAUUGUUAAGAACUGGCAUCAUGAAUACCGAUCAUACUGUGGCUGGGGCUUUGCAUUGUAUCAUUUCUAUGUCAUGAAUCUAACUCGGCAGUUGGACACCCCACGGUUCCAGGAAUUAACUUCACAUGUUGAUCCGUUUGAAUAUAAAGAACGAUACCAAAAUAGGACCCUGCUCAUGAUCUUAUCAACAGGAGAUGACUUCUUCCUGCCUGAUGACUCGUACUAUUUCUUUGAUGAGCUACCAGGAAAGAAAUAUAUCCGAUUCAUCCCGAACACUAAUCACGCUAUAACAUUAUUACCAUGGAAUAGAGCAUCUAUCCUUGAAUCGUGUAGAGCCUUUUAUCUCAGCACCAUGCAGAAUUUGGCCAUGCCUCAAAUUUCUUGGAACAGGUCUGAGGCAAAUGGCAAAGGCAUCAUCUCUCUCUCCACAGAUCAGGAGCCUUUAAAAACUAGAUGUUUCUUUGCUAACACAUGGCUCACCAACAAGCGAGACUUCAGGCAACUUAGGCUUUCCUUUAUUAUUGUGAAUCCUGCACUUUGGAUUGAUUGCAAUGUUGCUAAAGUGGGAACAGGUGUUUAUAAAGCAGAAUUGUCAAAGCCAUUACUUGGAUGGAAGGGUUUCUUUAUUGAGGUAACUUUCAAAGGACCUGAGAACGAUAAGCAUGUUUUCACCUCAGAGGUUCAAAUCAUCCCAGACACUUUUCCAUGUGCAGACUGCAAGGGAGAAGGAUGCUAUGGGAAGCUGGUGUGAAACCCUGCAGAGAAAAUGUGGCUUCUGUUGCUGACAGCAUCCAUGAGGGAAGACAUAAUGAAGCAGGCCCACCUGGAUGAAUUUUACCUUUAUGCUUUCCAUAUAAUCAGUUAUCCACAUAUCCAUAUAUAACCAUAUAUAUUUAUGAUGAUUUUACAUAAUCCAUGCUUGAAUCAUGAAGGCUUCUGCACAGCUAAAAGCAAAAUGCUUAGAUUUGGAAAUCCAAAUCGACCUCUGCCCCAGUUCUCUCCCCUUGUUCUUCUUAUGUCCUCAAAUGCCUCACCAACAAAAGGGGGGAAGCAAUAAAUCUGAUGUGCUGUCACUUUCCUUCUGUCCAGCCAGGGUCCCCAAGCAAGCUAAAACAUAUAUGUCCCUGUAUAACAGAUGUUGCGUAGGAGACGUUAUCAACAGUGAAACGGCCAAAUACAGUUCCUUUCUCUUUAGGUUUCCCUUUCUCCUUUCUUACCAUAAACCAGGGGGAAAGGUCGGACUGAUGUACAGACUGAAGAAAGCAGAAGUUGGGAGGGAAAUCUUUGUACGAUCAGGGGCAAGGCUUGAAUGCGCUCAUUGGUUUUAUUUUUGCUGCGCGUAUGUGAUUGUAUUCGAUUAUGUCAUGUAUGUACUCAGGUAUAAAGCCUCAGGGCACUAAGUCUGGGGUGCCCGUCU